AUGUGGCUAAUAGACACGUCUACAUUGAAGUUGAACUUCGUGACGGAGGCUGAGAAGGGCUCUUAUGCUGUAUUAUCUCAUACUUGGGGAGAAAAUGAGGUUACCUUCGAGCAGUUUCGCAGCUUCGACCCAAGGUCCCUAGACGACGCGUGCCAACAGACUCGCUUUGUCAAGAUCACCAAGACGUGUGAGCUCGCAGCCCAGCAUGGCUUAUCAUAUGCUUGGAUUGACACCUGCUGCAUUGACAAGUCAUCCAGUGCAGAGCUCUCGGAAGCUAUCAACUCCAUGUUCAGAUACUACCAGGAUGCUGCUUUCUGUAUAGCUUUCAUAUCUGAUCUCUCCGGCCCAUCUGACCCCGCGACUCAAGGUCCCGAUUUUGGGAAUCAGUUUCCCCAUUGCCGGUGGCUGACACGGGGUUGGACCCUUCAGGAGAUGAUCGCACCCCCUCAAGUUUUCUUCUUCGACUCAACCUGGACAUUCAGGGGAUCCAAACAUGACUGGAAGGGGCUCCUAUCGAAAGCGACUGGUGUAGGCGAGGCUGUAUUGGAUAACCAAAUGGAACUACGAUUUGUUCCGGUAGCACAGCGAUUCUCAUGGGCUUCAAAGCGGCAGACCACCAGGAUAGAGGAUAUGGCAUAUUGCCUUCUAGGUAUCUUCAAUGUCAACAUGCCUUUGAUCUAUGGGGAAGGUCGAAGGGCAUUCAUCAGGUUACAAGAAGAAAUCGCGAAGGAGUCAUACGACUUAUCUCUAUUCGCUUGGCAGCAACUAGAUUAUUCCCAAAACUACAGAGGAAUAUUGGCAAGGUCUCCAGAAGAGUUCUACCAUUGUGGAGAAAUGAAACACCGCAUAAAAGGUGCCAUCUUCCCCACUGAGUUCACUCUCACAAAUAGGGGUCUUCGUAUCGAAACCGCAGCAAUGGUGAGCGUCCCAACUGCUAGUCACGACUUUAUAUGGAACCUAGGUUUUUCGUACCGUGAUGAUUGGCCUAUAAAUACGUCCCUGGGUUGGCUAGGAAUCUACCUGGCUAAAACUCAAGAUGGGUUUGUUCGUGCCAGACCUAGUGAGCUAUUCCAAGCUGGCUCGCAGACACGUAUCAGGUGCCCAAUGAGGCUGAUGCACAUACGAAAGACGGUGGACGUUUCUGAAUCACUUGAGAUAGACAGAAGGUUCGAGCGGGCCAUAAAGGUUAUAUUGCACCAAGCCCUCUCGUGGCCACAAUUCAUCACGUUGGAGGCUUUUGUGCCAGAGGCACUUUGGGUCGAGAACGAAGCCGCUUUCCUGCACCAAGGCCGAGGAAUAAAUGCAUAUAUUCGAGGCAAAGUCGGUCUAUCUGAAGCGAACCUCGAACCCAUCAUUCUCGCAUGUUCAACUAUGGACACUCCCAUAUGUGCUAUCUGGGAUUCUCACGACCGUUGGUGGGCUGAGCUUGACGCCUUUCUGAAUAUAAGCAAUGAGAGAACAGAUUUCGUUGCCGCGGACUAUUUGAGGGCUCAUUUCCCCUAUCAGGAACUUUCGUCAAAAGCGGUCAAGAAUUUUGAAGUACAGGAACUGAAAGAGUGUACUUCUAACGAGGGCGAAUUGCGCUUCAUCUGGCAGAUUAAUGCACUGCCACAUCACCAGCUUGGGCAUCAGGGUAGAGCAGUCACAAUAUCAACACGGAGAGUUACCUCAUGGCCAACUAACUAG
Molecule: messenger RNA, 1686 nt
Organism: Xylaria bambusicola
Lineage: Eukaryota; Fungi; Ascomycota; Sordariomycetes; Xylariales; Xylariaceae
Product: heterokaryon incompatibility protein-domain-containing protein
Exons: 3
Coding region: 1-1686 (561 amino acids)
Source: RefSeq, a predicted model, not a curated record